Molecule: messenger RNA, 7230 nt
Organism: Dromiciops gliroides (monito del monte)
Lineage: Eukaryota; Metazoa; Chordata; Mammalia; Microbiotheria; Microbiotheriidae
Gene: KBTBD11
Product: kelch repeat and BTB domain containing 11
Exons: 3
Coding region: 2042-4294 (750 amino acids)
Molecular function (GO): protein binding
Source: RefSeq, a predicted model, not a curated record
AUAAAAAUCAGACCCAAUAACAGUUGUAAGUGGAUGGCCUCACCUUGUCUCUCUCUGUUCUACAAAGAGGUUGGUCCCAGAACCUGAUAACAAUAGCCCAUGUAAAUAGUAAAGUCUUACCAGGUCAGACAAUCUACAACCCCCUUCCCUUCCACAAAAUAGCUGAGAUACAGUAACAAGGACAAUUUAGGACAAUUGAGUAAAUAUAAAAUAAUUAACAAGACAUGUGGAAACUCUGAUUAUCAGUAUUAGAGAACCACAUAGAGUAUAGUGGAAUGGAAAAUUCCUGCUGUAGAAUUCUAGGCUAAGUAAGAAUAGCAUAAUUGUAAUGUUGGGAAUCAAGCCAAUUGAACAAAGGCAAAUCAACAGAAAGACUGAAAACAAUAACUGAACAAUAAAAGCUGCCCUGUGAAGCAACACCAGGGACUUGACAUAAAUUUAGAGGCAUUUAACUCACAGUCUUCAAAGUCAGCUGUUCAUUAUAUUGACAAUUCAUUUAAACAUCUCUGUCUUUACAGUGGCCCAUUUAAUUCAAAUUGCCACUAGGUAAAGUGCUUCAACUGUGUUCUGCUUCCAUAAUUUCAACACAUAGAUCAAUAAGUAAAAGGGCAGGAUUUUCUCCAAUAAGGACAAAAUCUUGGGCAUGAUGUAAAAGGAUGUUGUACAGAAUGGUAUCCCCAAAUGCAGUGGGGAAAUAUAACUUUAAGACCAACAGGAGGGAAGUUUUGUUGAAACUCAGUUCAAGAACAAUGGAGCUCAUGUUUAGUGACCUCCUGUCGACACUGGUGCUUUGAAGAAGAGCUGAAGAAUCAAAAGUUGUAAUCUAGGAAAGUGAAGAAGGAACUUUUAUACAGAAAACACAGAGAAGGAUUUUCAAUGGGACCAACUAAAAGACCAGGAGGACACAGGACUCUUUUAACCACAGCUAAAACCCGGAGAAGUGGAGUCUGCAUAGUGCAACUCUUAUGCUCGCUGGGCAUGCUCAGAAGCAGGGGGCUGGUUUGGGUCCGAAGUCGGAGCGAGGCUUCUUCAGCACGGGGCUAGAGCAGGAGUGUCCGGGGAGCCUUGCAGUGCGGUAGAGGAGAAGAUCCCACUUUACUCAAGUAGGCGUGGCCCACGUUCCUCCCGAGACUGAGAGGGGAAAGAAGUACAUGAAGUGAUGAGGCCCUGGGAAACACCUGAUGCUCCAGCAAAGGAAGAGAACAAGGAAGGAUUCUGAUUACAUGAAAAUACAUGCAGUCAUUGUUUUUGGAAAUCGACAAAACAAAUGAAUUAUGGACUUACAUUUCUCUGUAUUAGAGUCGAGCUAACAAUUUGGAUUCAAAAACAAAAGCAACAGAUAGAUCAGGACACUAAUUUCUACCAGAAUACAAGGAUUUUGCUUGGCAUUUUAUAAACACCGAUUUCAAAUUGAAAGACAUUCAAUGAAAGGUCACUGAGACUAUCUCCAAUGAGCAGAGGCUGAGAUCCUAAAUGAAUUCUGUUCUACAAAGCCCUAUUUUGGACAUGCAUGUGCCAAAAAUGGCAUGGAAGGAAUGGCAAAUGAAAUGAAAAGUGAUAAAGUGGGUAAACAAUGACUCACCAAAAGAAAAUGCAUGUCCUCGCUUGAUAGCUGCACCUUGAUAACUCACUUCUGCAAAAAAUUUUAAAAAACCCCAAAAUCAAAACUGGUUGUAGCUUUAGAGCUUUCCUGUAUGUACAUCAGUUAAAACAAUACCACCCAGGGCAGGGAUCUGAUCCAAUAACCCUUCCUUAGCAAAUGAAGAGCGAUAUAAUGAAGUUAUUGAGGUUCAAAAGUUCAGCUGUGAGUGCAUCUAGAGUUUGACACACCCAGAACUGGUAAAGAAUCAAGAGGAAGAAAACUACCAGUAUGUGAAAAGCUCAGUGUGGAAACUGAAAUUUGACCGUGUGCCAGAAAAGGAAGGUGAAGCAAGAAACUCCAAAGUAACUAUCAACCUCGAACAACAAAAGCCAGGGUGAUUUUAUAUUGCUACUAAACUGUAAGUGGGAGGUGGAACAGCAGCUGAGACAAACUCUGAUCAUGGAGAACUCAGUGGCUUCUUGCGUCCGAUACUCAGGGGAUGGCAAGGUAAAUGGGUCAAAGUCUGGGGUCAGCUUUAACAAAGGAUUAAGUGGAGAGAACGGGGACCCAGGGUCCGUUCGUCCGGCACCUGGAGAAGGGGACUUGAAACGCCUAGGCACUGACGAAGAGUGCCCGGAGACUAGAACCAACGGGGCGGAAGCGACUGAGCUUUCUGCACACACGCCCUGCAGUCUCAGUUCGUCCUUGUGUUUUAGCUCCCUGAACAAACCGCAACCUUGUGCAACUGCGGCUUCCGCGGCGGAGGGUGCAGAAGUCUCUCCCCCCUCCUCUACUUGCAAAGGAAAUCGGGUAGUGAAGAAUCAGUGGGAAAUCAACAGUUCUAAUGCCACGUCCGAAGAGUCGGGACAGGAGGAGGAGGAGGCUGCUAGGGCGGACCAGAGGAGCGCAACUCAGUCGCCGCCACCGCCUGUCACUUAUUGUAUCCAGACUGGAGCUCAGCCCAGGAAGGAACCGCUGCAGCCUGGGGACCCGGAGAGUGGUGUGGGGGAGGAGGGGGGAGAAGGCGGCGGCGGCGGCGGCGGCGGCAGCGGCAGCAGCAGCAAUAACGGCAGCAGCAUCAACCGCCGCGGCAUCUGCAGCAUCGGUCAAAGCCAUGAUCCAGCGGGUGGCGCGUUGGGAGAAGAGCCGGACUUGGUGAUCGAGGUGGCUGGACGCCGCAUCCAGGCGCACAAGUCAGUGUUGGCUGCCAAGAGCGACUACUUCAGAGCGCGCUCGUCUAGGGAGAUUCUGCGGGUGAAGGGGGUGAGCUACGCGGCACUGCGGCUUCUGGUGGAUUACCUGUACACAGGACACAUGGGGGAAGUGAAGCAGGACAAUGUGGCCGAGGUGAUCGCCGGGGCGCGCUUCCUUCAGAUGCCCUGCGCCCUGCAGUGCGCCACUGACGCCAUGCGGGCGCAGCUUACCCUUGGCAAUUGCUACCAGGUACUGAGCCUGGCCAAGCAGCAGAGGCUCAGCGAGCUCCGGGAGGCUGCCUAUCGCUUCAUGAGUGACAAUUACCUCCAGGUACUGCGGGAGCCGUCAGUUUAUGGCCGGCUGACAGGAUCUGAGCGAGACCUCAUCCUCCAGCGCCGGUUGGAGGCCGGUCGCAGCUGCCUCCUGGUGGCCGAGAUCAAUGACGUUUUUGAGCGGGUCGGCAGCCGACCCCAGAGUCGGGAGAGCAGCAGGCCCCAGAGUCCAUCCGCCUCUGUCUUGUCGCCUGGGGAGCAGCCACCCACGCCGCCUCUAGCCCCAGCCCAAGGUUCGUCUGAGGAGGAUGGCGGUCACAGUGACUCAGUCAUCUAUUACUACCAGGAGGCGGACAAGGAGUGGAAGGUCCUGACUCGGCUGCCUGAGGGGGCUAAUGCCAAAGGCUGUGCCAUGUGCGUCCUCUACAACUACCUCUUCCUGGCCGGGGGCAUCCUGCAAGGGGGACCCGAGGGGAAGGCUCGCCUGUCGGACAAGGUCUUCUGCUACAACCCAGUGACCGACACUUGGACCACGGUUCGGUCCUUGAGCCAGCCCCGUUCCCAGCUGAAGUUGCUGGCCCUGGACGGCUACCUGUACGCUGUGGGUGGCGAAUGUCUGUUUAGCGUGGAGCGCUACGACCCCCGCGCUGACCGCUGGAGCUCGGUAGCCCCGCUGCCCAAGGGCGCCUUCGCUGUGGCCCACGAAGCCACCACGUGCAACGGAGAAAUUUACGUCUCGGGCGGCUCUCUUUUCUACCGUUUGCUCAAGUACGACCCCCGGCGGGACGAGUGGCAGGAGUGUCCUUACAGCAGCAGCCGCAAACGCUCUGCAGACAUGGUGACCCUUAAAGGCUUCAUCUAUCGGUUUGACCUGUGCGGGGCGCGAGGGGAACCUCAGGCAGUGGCUUCGGCGGCCUGUGGUAGUGGAGGGGUCAAUGUGUUCCGCUACCAUUGCUUGGCCAAGCGAUGGAGUCAAUGCGCUUCGAACCUGAGGCCGCCUGGUGAGGCUUCUGGGCUACAGCCUUUCCGCUGUGCUGCCCUCGAUGGGACUAUCUACUGCGUGAACAGGGCCGGGGCCUGGCGCUUCAGCCUCUCCGAAGACGGGGAGCCUGGUGAAGAUGGAGGCCAGAAGGGAGUCUUUGAGCAGGAGCAGCUCAAACCCCCCUUUGAUGCUCGAGGGGUCCUCUUCCCCUUUGUGCUCACUCUGCCAGAGAGGUCAGAUAAAGGGGAGGCCGGAGCACUGUAGGAGAAGGAGGAGCAGAGACAAUUGUCAGAUCCCCUGACUCCAAGUGCAUGGUUCCCUGUGGUCCAAGGGCCAUUUUGGGAGAAGAGUUGAGGGGCUAUGGGAAAGCAGAAGAAGAUAGCUAGAAGAACAAGAUUGAAAGGGUGGGGUCAUAUAAGGGUUCAUAAACAUGGGCUUGCCAUAGACUUUGAAGGACAGUAUGCUUUUAAUACUUUCCCAAAGUCUUCUCUGCUCCCCUGCUUCAAUCCUUUUUGCCUUUGCUUGAUGGGACUAGUUGUAAAUGCAGCGUAUAUCAGAUUAAUCACAUUUACCUUUAAAAACAAGACAGGUUUCCUUUGUGCAGAUAAGGGGGCACCAGAGAUUAACCUCUAGGUUUGUUGGUGGGGGAAUGUUGGUAUGUACAGUGAGGGCCCCAGGAAUGUGCAGGGGUUUAAAAAGAAGCCAGACACCAUUGUGAACUGGCACUAUUAACUACCACCUAUUUGGAAUAUAGAAGGAAUGUCAGUAUUCUCAUGAUAAAUGAAUAGGACCAGGAAGAACUUCGAGUAGGACCCCUGGAAGGAAGACUGGUCAGUUCUAUGAAAAGCAAUGGCCACUUUUGAUUUUCUGCCUGAAGUUCACAUUUUAAUAGGAAAAAAAAUGAUGAAUAGCUAUUAGACCCUUGCUAACUGGCAAAAAAGCUAGAUGCCACCAAAAUUAGAAAGACCUUCUUUUUGGGCCUGUUAAAGACAAAAUAAGGGAAAUUCACAUGCAUUAAAUUGGGUGGGCCCUAAUGUAUCCUAAAUACUCCAUGCUUAGCAUCUAUAAAAAGUAUUGUACCAUAUAAUAGAAAUAGAUCAAGAGAGGAAAAAGUUCAGUGAACAGACUUAGGCCCUGGCAUGAGGUUGUCAUUACAGUGUUUAGCUAAGAUUGAUUUAUGAUGUUCGAGGUAAAGGCUGUUAAUAAUUAAUUAUUCUCUAUGGCACAGUGAUGGCAUAUACCAUUGUUUGGAUUCUAAAUCUUGAGAGGAUGAAUGUUUUCAGAAGAGAAUAUCCUGAAGAAGAAAAAUAAUAUGAAAGACUUCCUUCUUGAGAAUAAUUGGAAAAAUGUUUCAUGUGGUGCUGGGAAAAAAAAAAUAUUGACAUUGAGGAGAGGUCCAGUGCAUUAGGCACUUUUCCUCCUUUUUAAAUUGGAUACCCAAGUGGUAGCCCUUUCUGGUUUUGCUUGAGAGAUAACAUUUUCUUUAAAUAGUAAAAGUACAGUGGAUAGGAUACAAUAGAUAGAAGGACAGCCUUGGAGUUAGGAAGAAGUGGAUAUGAGUCUUGACUCUGAGGCAUACUAGGUAUGAGGCCAUAACUUCUUAGUGCCCCCAAGUAUCAUGAUAAAUUAUAGAUGAUUUGCAGUUCUGCAUCAGUAGAGAGUUCCUAUGCUAGGAGUCCCCUAAACUAGCGAAGUUACAGGUCUAGACCAAAUAAAAAUAAUUUUAAAAUGUCCUUUUUGGUCAUUUAAAAAAUUUGAAAACAAAAAAAAUUCAGCUGAAUGCUUAAAUCAUAAAUCUAAUUUAAAACAUUUAAUUCAUUUCCAGAAAUUUGGAUAAGGCAAACUGGUUUGUACAAGUAGCAUUCUAAGAAAAUAUGGCAGCUUUAGUCCAAAAACUUCAGCUACACAGUGACAAUGAACACAUCCACACUGAAAGAACUUAUGUGUUGUGUUACUUGUUACAUAUGAUUCUAGUAAAAAUUGUAUCUAAUUGCCAUUUCCAAAGUAGGAUAGGAAAGUCUACCUUGACAGACAAUACUUUGAUAAUUUGCAAGACUUUUAUUCUGUUUUUGAAUUUACUGUUCUUAUCUAUAAUACAUGAAAGGCCAUGUAGUAUAGUGAAUAGAGAACUGGGCUUUAAGCCACAGAGGCCUGGGUUCAAGUGUGACACAUACUGGCUCUGUGGCCCUGGGCAAGUCAUAUUAUUUUUCUCAGUGCUCUAGAUAACUCUAAGAGUUGCUCCAGGCAACUCUAAGUUGAAGAGAAGGUGUUCACUUUCAUUGGUAGAGGGAGUUUCCUCAUCUUGGAGUUCUUUAGACCAAUGAGAUCACAUCUAGUCCAUCUCCUAGCCUAUGCUAUGAUAAUAGCACUUUUCAGAUUUGCAGAAAUAGUUUCUAGUUACCAAGAGCUUAAAGGUGAAGCAUAUGCUCAUAAUCACAGACCAAGUGAUCAUAAGUGAAUGUGCUCUUUUACAUCAGGAAAUGUGUAUUUGAAAAGUUGCUGGAAUGUAAUUAAUUUAAAGAUGUGAUGUCUUUUUGCUUGCUAGUUUGGUAAAUGUGAGUUGCCAUCUCUGCAGGAGCUGCUAGGAUUGUUUGUGCUUUGGUAAGAUUUUUCUUCAGAGUCAAUGGUUUAUUGAGCCUCAAAACUGUCAGCAAUUCUAAUAUAUUUAGAGAUGAUCAAUUUGAAGCUCAUCCUGUGCAUGUCUUGAAGAAAUGGAAUUUAAAAUAUCAGUUGGUCAUAUAUUUUGGUGUAAUUGGAUGUUUGCUAAUGAUUACUCAUGCAUUGAGAAGUGGUAUCUUGGCAACUUGGUUAAUCAUCUUAAGAACAAAAAAUAAGAGCCUUGUUUCACUUUAUUAGUCAUUUAUUGAAAUAUUUGGGAGAAAAGGCAGUAGGAUUUUUUUAGUCUAUAACAAAAAAUGGAAGGAGUAGUUAAAGAUUCCAUUUAAAUAAAUGAACAUUUUCUUUUGAAUUUCAGUAUUUUCUCCCAAUGCUAUAACAUUCAUUCUAAUAUAUUCACUUAUUCUGGUAAAAAAAAAAUCUCAAAUUGGUGAAAGUAUUUCCAGGUAGGAAGUAAAUAAUUAUUGUGAUUUUACUUCAGAUAUUGUUCUAUUAAUUUUGAGGAAAUGUUUGAAAUGAACUCUUUAUUUUUCAAGAAAAACUUCAUACUUCAUGCUGUGUAAAUAAAGAAAAUGGUUUUUGAA